AUGAAACUGAACGGCUGCAAGGUCAACUGGCCAACGUCAGAGGCCAACAGAGCCGAGAGGCAGAGAAACAUCAGCUCCUGGUGUCCAGCCUCAACCUGCAGCUCAGAGGAGCCUGCUACUCUCCCUCUGCUCUCCCCCUGCUCUCCCUCUGCUCUCCCUCUGCUCUCCCCCUGCUCUCCCUCUGCUCUCCCUCUGCUCUCCCCCUGCUCUCCCCCUGCUCUCCCCCUGCUCUACCUCUGCUCUCCCUCUGCUCUCCCUCUGCUCUCCUCUGCUCUACCUCUGCUCUCCCCCUGCUCUACCUAUGCUCUACCUCUGCUCUACCUCUGCUCUCCCUCUGCUCUCCUCCUGCUCUACCUCUGCUCUCCCUCUGCUCUCCCCCUGCUCUCCCUCUGCUCUCCCCCUGCUCUCCCCCUGCUCUCCCCCUGCUCUACCUCUGCUCUCCCCCUGCUCUCCCCCUGCUCUCCCCCUGCUCUCCCUCUGCUCUCCCUCUGCUCUCCCUCUGCUCUCCCUCUGCUCUCCUCCUGCUCUACCUAUGCUCUACCUCUGCUCUACCUCUGCUCUCCCCCUGCUCUCCCCCUGCUCUCCCCCUGCUCUACCUCUGCUCUCCCUCUGCUCUCCUCUGCUCUACCUCUGCUCUCCCCCUGCUCUACCUAUGCUCUACCUCUGCUCUCCCUCUGCUCUCCUCCUGCUCUACCUCUGCUCUCCCUCUGCUCUCCCCCUGCUCUCCCCCUGCUCUCCCCCUGCUCUCCCUCUGCUCUCCCUCUGCUCUCCUCCUGCUCUACCUAUGCUCUACCUCUGCUCUACCUCUGCUCUCCUCCUGCUCUCCCCCUGCUCUCCCCCUGCUCUCCUCCUGCUCUACCUAUGCUCUACCUCUGCUCUACCUCUGCUCUCCCUCUGCUCUACCUCUGCUCUCCCUCUGCUCUCCCUCUGCUCUCCCUCUGCUCUCCUCCUGCUCUACCUCUGCUCUACCUCUGCUCUACCUCUGCUCUCCCUCUGCUCUCCCCCUGCUCUCCCCCUGCUCUACCUCUGCUCUCCUUCUGCUCUCCCUCUGCUCUCCCUCUGCUCUCCUCCUGCUCUCCCUCUGCUCUCCCUCUGCUCUCCUCCUGCUCUCCUCCUGCUCUCCCUCUGCUCUACCUCUGCUCUCCCUCUGCUCUUCCCCUGCUCUUCCCCUGCUCUCCCCCUGCUCUCCCCCUCCUCCCCCCUGGUCCUAAAGCCCCUCUGACCUGCGGUCCUCUUGUCCGCAGCCUGAGUGAGACGCAGGAGAGUCUGGAGUCUUCACUCCUGGAGAAGGAGAACUCUUUGGCCGAGACCUCGGAGAAACUGGAGGUGGUGAACGGACUGAGGGAGGCUCUGAAGCUGAAGGAGGACCAGACCAGAGAGACCAGCGAGAGACUGCUGGAGACUGAGAGCAAGUUGGAGGAGGUGUCGGUGAGAUGCAGGUCGUCUGAGAAGUGUUGCUCUGAGCUGAAGAGUGAAGUGGGAGAUCUGUCCCAAAAACUGACUGCUCUGAAGGAGAAGGCUCAAAAACAAGAGUCCACCAUCGAAUCCCUCCAAACUGAACUGGACCAAACCAAUGAAGAACUGGACAAGAUCAACUCGUUGCACUUGGAGGAGCGCGCUCAGCUGAUCCAGGACCUGCAGAGCUGCGAGCGCCACAUGGACCAGCUCAAAGACGCUCUGUGUGACCGUGACAAGGAGCUGUGCAGUCUGAGUGCCCUCGUCACGGAGUACGCAGACCAGGUCCUUCAGCUCAAACAGGAAAUCAAACUGAAGGAGGAGACUUUGGUGCGAGCAGAAAGUGCGUUGCAAAAGGCAGAGCGCGACGUCACGGUCCUGCGCGACUCGCAAACCUCAGACCAGCAAGAUCUGAACGCUCGGAUCUCAGACAUGAUAGAGAAGACAAAAGAUCUGGACUCGGAACUGGCCAAAGCCAAAGAAGAGAGAGACACGAAUCUGAAGGAAGUGGAGAUAUUGGUGAAACAAGCCGGCACGGAUAAGAAACUGAUUCUAGAUUUGAGAUUGGAGGUGCAAAGACAAGCGAGCGGUCACAAGAGCUAUGUGUCCGAGAGAGAGGCGCAGCUGGAGUCGCUAAAGGAGAAAUUAUCCUCCGCAAACUCUGAGCUGCAGGAGGCAAAACACAGGAUCUCACAGUUGGAUUCCAGUCGGGGAGAGCUGCAGAACAAAGAGCGGCUGUGGGAGGAGGAGAUGAAGGUUUACAAAGAGGAAAAGAACCGGCUGCUCACAGACGUGGACCAGCUACGCACGGAAAUACACAAACUCACUGAGGACGUCAAGGAUGCAGAGCGAAGGUUGGAAGAGGAAACUGCACGGUCUAAACUAGAACUGCAAGAACGAGAUUCGGAAAACCACAGGCUGAAGAGUGAGCUGCAAAGUAAAGUGGAAAAUGUGUCCAAGUUAAAGAACGCUUUGAAAAACUUAAAGAUUCUGAGCGACAAAGCGGUCGUGGAAGGAUUGGUGAAGGAAAAAGAAAGUAUCACUCUGACCAUCACGCAGCUGAACAGAGCCCUGAAUGAAAACGAAAUGUUGAAUUCUGAAAAGACGAGUGAAUGUGUGCGGCUGCUCAGAGAGAAAGAGGACCGUGUUGGGAGUUUGCAAAGUGAGACCGACAAACUGAAAGCUGAAACUGAGCGGUUGAACACGGCUCUGUCCGACUCCAACCACCGACAGCUGCAGCUCCAAGACACCGUUUCUAUGCUCCAAGAACAAGGCGGUGUGCUAAAGGCAGCGCUAAUGGAGAAAGACGCUAUGCUAACCCAGAAAAUUAAUGAAAUCAUGCAGAAAAAUGAAGCUCUGUCCGCGCUGAGACGAGACGUGGAUUUCCUUCGAGAAGACGGACAGAAAAAGACACAAGAUCUGGAGCAGAAAGAACAGAAUCUGACUGAAGCAAACAAGGAACUUAAAAGCCACAAAGAGGAAUUAAACAAGAGGAACGAGACGGUUUUGGCUUUGAGCACUCAGCUAGCUGCUAAUAACGAGUUGGAAUCUGAACUGAGCAGAUUUAAAGCAGAUGUGGAUCAGCUGACCUCUGAAAAGGCUCAGUUGGCUCGACAUGUGGAGCAAAGCAACGCUACAAUAGUAGAUUUGGAAGACGGCAUUCAGAUUCUAAAGGAGCAAAAUUCUACCUUGAAGAAAGAACUUGUCAAAAAUGUGACUGAAUUGGAAACUCUGAAGGGAGAUGUAGAGAAUUUUAAAGCCGCGGUGCGAGAAGGAGAAUCCAAAAUGGCGUCUUUGUUGGAUGAGCUGAAAGUGGAACGAGAGAGGCUGAGUGUUACGGAGCAGGAUCAUGAGAAUAUGACAAAACAACAGCAAGAUUUAAUCCAAACUGUCAAUCAUAAACUUGGCGAACGUGAACUUGAGCUGAAGCAGAAAACAAGUGAGAAUGAAAAGUUGGUGCAGCAAGUUUUUGUGCUCAAAAAAUCAAUUGGGGAAUUUCAAAUGAAGGUUGAGGGUCUUGUGUCGGAGUCUGAGGUCCUGAGAACUGCUCUGGAAACUAAGGAGCAGUCGGCUCUUCAACUGGAAAAUGCAUCGUCCGCUGCUGUAGAAAAUCUCAGUUUAAAUCUACAAAACAAAACCGCUGAAUGUGAGAGCUUGAAAGAAAGGGUUUCAAGUUUAGAGGAGGCAACUUCAAAGCUUCAAGCUCAAAUCUCCCAAACGCAAGAGGCCUUGGAAGAAAAGGAAAUGGUUGUACUUGAGCAAUCGAAAACUAUUAACACUUUGCAAAGCAGAGAAGGCGAGGCCGUGAUGUACAGAUCCCAAUUCACAGAAAGCACAGAGUUAGUGUCAAAGCUGCAAGAGGAAUGCAGUGGUUUGAGAAAAGAAACAGAAGAAACCCACAGUGCCUUCAAAAACCUGCGAGAAAAAUAUGCCACGCACUUAGAGGAGCUGCAAGACGUAAAAAAUUUACUCGCGCAAAAAGAGGAGAUGGUUUUAAGUUUGCAGCAGUUACUGGAAGAAGGAGCAAGAGAACAUCAAAUGGGCCUAAGUGAAAUAGAAAGGCUUAAAGGCGAGUUAUCAGAGGUCUCUCAGCAGCUGGAAACCUCUAAAAAAGCAAGUGCUAAGAUGGUAAAAGAAAAGGAUCAGGCAUUAGCAUCACAUCAGGGCAACGUGGCUAAGCUAACGGUGGAAAUUGACAGGUUAAAAUCGCAACACGUUCAAGUGGCACAACAAAUGGACGCUCUGACGGGAAACGUAGAGCAGCGGGAGAUGGCUUUGCACGCCAUCAACAACCAGUACGCAGCACAAGCAAAGCAUGCAGCAAACUUAAAGGCCCAGAUUCGGAUCCUGGAGGAGCAGAACGCCAAGCUGCAAGAAAAACAGACAGAGUUGGAGUUUGUGGGGCAGGAAAAUGCGGCAUUGCAGGAGCAGGUUAGACGGCUGGACUCUGAGAGGGCAGAUUUGGAAACAAAAUGGAAGCGGGUUGAGGAAAGCAAAGCGCAGUUGGAGCAGGAGUCUGGCCUCGCGAUGGAAACGCUGACGGCAGAGAACGGCAUCCUGCAAACCAAGGUCAGUGAACAAAACCACGACAUGUCACUGUUGAAGGAGAAGGUUGUGAAGCUAGAGCAGAUUCUGCAGGAUUCUGAGAAAGAGUGGCUGCUGGUUUUAGACAAAGAACAGCAGGAGAAGAGAGUGAUAUCGGAACGGUUGCAAAGUGUUGAAAAUGAGAUUAAAUGUAAAGAUGUGAAAGUUACCGUGCUGAAAGAGGAUCUGGAUAACUUACAAGAGAAGCUAGCGGCGGCGGUGUUAGCGGUGAGUCGUGGGUCAGAGCAGCUGUUGGUCAAAGAACAAGAGGCGUCCAUGUCUAAACAUCAGCUAGAGAAUGUGUUGGCUUUGAUAAGAGAGAAAGAGGCCGUUAAUAAUCGUUUGCAGCAGAGUUUUGAUGCUGUGGAAAGUGAGCUGCGGACUUUAACUGGCAGAACGGACCAAGCGGAAGAUCCCAAUGAUAAAACUCUGUAUUUACUUGGACUGGUUAAAGACCUGGAGCAAAGUUACAAGUGUGAAAUAGAUGGGUUAAAGAAUAGCUUGGAUGAUGCGGUUUCUAAGUUUAAAACGAUGGAAAACGUUGUUGAAAAGGGCGAUUUUGAGAAGUGUCAGCAAAUCUCUUCACUGCAGGAGGCUUUGAAUCAGGUCCAGACCCGACUCGAUGCAGAAGCUGAUAAGGUCCAAACGGCAGCAGAGAAAUAUGCAAGUUUGUAUUGCGACGUACAAGCCAAAGAAGAGCAUAUAAGCUGCAUGGAUGUCCAGAUCGUUCAGCAAAAGGAGCUUCUCUCAGCGCUCAGCAUCCAACUGAAGGAGAAAGACUCGUCUGUGGCGCAGGUAAUUGAGGCUGCUGCCAACGAAAGGGUUAAAUCCACAGACACCAUCACUGAUCUGAAGGAGCGAGUUGAAACACUGCAAAAAGAACUUAAAACUGUCAUGGAAAAGCACCAAAGUGAAGUCCAGGCUGCAGAUGUGGAGGCCAGGAGAGAGAUUGAAGAGAUGAAAACAGAACUGACAAAAUCGGUCAAAGAAAAAGACGUGAUCAAGAAGAAAUUGCAAGCGUCGUUGGUUGUGAGAAAAGAGCUUCUGAAGAAAAUGGAGAUUUAUGAAAAUGAAGAAAUGGUCAGUUAUAAAAGCCAGUUGUCACAGUUGAAUGAGCGGGUGCAGGACUUGGAAAAGGAGGUGGAACAUGGACAGAAAACCUGUACUGAAAAAGACUUGGAAGUUGAAGAAUGCAAAGCUAAAUUAAAUGGAUUUGAGCUGGAAAUUCAGACUUUGAAAGCUGCAAUAAUUGAUACAGAUUUGUGUCUGUCUGAAAAGGAAUCCUCUCUUCAGCUGCUACAAACUCAGCUCAUGGAAAAGAAGAAAGAUUACGAACAGGAGAAAAGCAGCUUAAACAUGGAAAUUGUCAGACUUGAGGCAGAAAAUACUAGUUUGAAGACCAUGAUAGAUGACAAAGAAGUGAUUGUCCUUGACGCGGUUCAAAAGCUGAAUGAAAAAGAUACUGAUAUUAAGCAAUUUCAAGAAAAUAUGGCUUUAUUACAGCAAGAAAAGAGUGAGCUACUGCAAAAACUUGAAGGCGUUGAGAAUGAGAUAAAGGCAGAGAAGGAGAGUGCGUCCGCCCCCUCCUCCUCCGUCGCUGAGUUCGAGAGCGAAGUCGCCUUGUUGAAGAAGGAGAAUGUCACACUCCAAAAGAAAGCCAAAGCCGCCAUGUUGGCACGCAAAGAAACCAUGAAGAAAUCCCAAGACACUGAAAACAAACUUGUUCAGGAACUAGCAGAGUUGAAAAAGCAUUUAGCUAAACUUACUCUGCAAAGCGAGCACCUGAAGGCAGAAAAAGACAGUUUGGAAGCUGAAGUUGAAGAAUUAAAGGGACUGGCUGAGACGAGGCAGCUGCUUGCACUGGAGAAGGAAAACCAGUUACAACAUGUGUGGAAAGAACUGGAAACCAUCAAGCAACAAGUCGAAGAGAAAGAUCGCACCGUAACAGAGUUGAAAUUACAACACCAAACUCUGUCCCGUGAGAAAAGUGAGAUGGUGAUGCUCAGGGAUAAACUUGAUCAGGCUUAUUCCAAUGAGAUGGAAGUACUAAAGCAGGACGUGCAAGAGAAGGAGAGAAGCCUGGCCAAUCUCAAACGGUCUCUCGCUGAAAAAGAUGGACAAUGCAGCUCUUUACAAAGUGGACUGGAUCAGCUCAAAGCGAAGGAAAAAGACCGUUUGAAAUCUCAGUCUGAGUCCAUUCUUCUGGAAAAUCGUAGUUUAUCUGCUGCUUGUGAAAGUCUGAAACAAACCAUCGAGAACAUCACACACCAGAAGCAGGCGUUUUCUUACCAACUGGAGGCGCUGAAAGAUUCUGAAACGGAGGAGCUGACGAGAUGGAAAGGCAAGCAUGACGAGCUGAAGCAAGAAUACGAGUCUCUGCUGCAGGCCUAUGAAAACGUGAGCAGCGAAAUGGACAAGAUGAGGCUGCUGUUGGAAGGAGCGAAACGAGACCGGCAAGAAGCAGUGAGGAAAAAUCACAAGCUCGAAAUGGAUUUGGAAAACUUGGAAAAGCAGUUGAGGGACUUGGAAGUUCAAAAUGAAAAGCUAAGAGAUGGGAUGACCAGGUUUUCUGCUGAUAGAAACAGUAAAACGACAGAACUGGAAGAGGAGAGUGAAAGAAUUGGACAGUUGGAAGAUGAAAACUCAAGAUUGUUAGGAUUGAUUGAUGAUUUUAAGAGACAAGUGGAAGUGUUGGAGGUUGAAAAACUGGGUUGGGUUGAAAACAUCAACCAAGUAAACAAAACUUCCGAAAAAACCGGGAAAUCCAACGCUGAAAGAAUGCAAAACAAAUUAGACGAAGCGCUUAGUUUGAACAAUUCCCUCAUGGUGCGAAUCGAAGCCCAAAAGACUGAGCUUGGCGCCCUCAUGGAAAUCAACCAAAUGCUUCAAAACGAGAAGCUUAAUUUAUGUGAAAAAUAUGAGAAAAUACAAAAUGAGCACGAUUUGGAACUGUCCAACAGGGAGGAAACCAUUAAACAAUUGAACGAAUGCAUUGCUCGAAACGCGAGAGAAACCAUCAGUUUGAAUGAGAAGGUUCGGAUUCUGGAAGACGACAAAUGUCUGCUGCAAGAGGAACUGGAAAACUCUCAAGAAACGUCUGAUAAAGUCAAGAAUGAAAACGAGUACUUGGAGACCGUGAUUCUUAAGAACUCUGAGAAGAUUGACGAGCUGACGGAGUCCAUCAGCACCAUGCAAAGCCAAAGUGCACAGUUGUCUUCCCAGCUGACGUCACUCAAGGAAAUGAGCAACAAAAUCAGGCAAGAGAAGGAGCAAGAGCAGAUCAAGCUGGUGAAGGAGUUUGAAGACAAACUCAGGAAGAUGCAACGAGGCAACGAAGGUUCGAAAAACGUCAAGAAAGAGCUGCAGGAGUUGCUUAAAGACAAACAUCAGGAGAUAAAUAUACUGCAACAGAACUGCAUCAGGUAUCAAGAGGUCGCACUGGACUUGGAACGACAGCUAAAAACAUCUCAACUGCAGAGUGAGAAAUCCAACAAAGAGCUUCAGCUGCAUCUGGAGCAAAAGUCUGUCUUGGAGAAACGGCUGGAUCAGCUUCAAAGUGAGUUAACAUCAAGUAAAAGUCUUUUGAACGAGGCAAUAGACAAGAUUGCAGAAUUCCAAUCCGAGCGCAGUCAGUUGGUGGCUGAGCUGGAGCAAAGCAAACGAAGAGAGCAGGAAAAGAUGUCAAAAAAUAUGGAAGAAGUAGAGUUGUUUGUGGAGAAGAAUGUGUUGCUGCAGCAAAUCCAAGAUCUCAAAAUGUUCAGCGACGGAGAAAGCCACAAACUCAUGGAGCUGCAGCGGAAAGUGGACACGCAGGAGCUGCAGAUGAAGACUUUGAAACGAGAGGCAGAGACCAAAGAGGUAAAGCUGACAGCGUUGGUUUCUUCAGCACGAGGCGGAGACGCUGCUAAAGUCUGGGAAGAUUCGUAUCAAAAAGCACUCGGCGAAAAGGACAAUCAGCUUCUCGAACAAGGGUCUGCCAUAAAACGAUUCCUGGAAGAGAUGCGGAUGAAGGACCAAGAGCUGAACGAGUUGCGAGUGACCAAAACCAAACUGGAGAGAACUAUAAAUGAAUAUUCUGUGGCGGCCGCGGCGCAUCAACGGCAGCUGUUUGUAAUGAGUGCGAGCAAUGCGGAGCUCAAUGACGUGCAGGAGAUGCUAACGAGGCAGGUAAGCGAGCUAACGGCACAAGUGGAAAGACUGGAGCGGGACCGGAACACGCUGAACAAACAGGCUGUGGAUAAGGAAGAUGCCAUUUCUCAAGUACAGCUGAAACUGGACCAAAUAGAGAAACUCUACAGUGACUCGGAAGCACAGCUGAACUCACUGCAGGCUCAGAAUGACCAGUUUCAUGCAGAGUUUGACAAACAAGAAGGUAUUUCUCGGCAACUGAAAAGCAUUCUUCAAAGCAAAAACUCUGAAAUCUCCUCUCUGCUGUCUUGCAAAGAUGGGCAGAUGUCUGGGUAUCUCGAACAAAUCCAAGCUAACUACCAAUCGCAAAUGUCUGUGUACGAGGAUAGGCUAACAUCUGCGCGCUAUCAAAGGGAGAAAUCCACCAAAGAAAUAAGAUCUCUUGAGGCCAAAGUAAAAAGUCUGCAGAUCCAAGUGGGCAAAGCGGUCCAGGAGAAAAAUGUCAUGAUGGGCAAGAUGGAGUCCUUCAAAAACUCACUGGUGUCUUUGCAAAACGAACGGGAGAAGUUAAUGUCGGACUAUAAAGUUCUUGAAGCCAAAAGUCAGGCGGGUUUAUCGGAAGAGACUGGAGAAGGAGCAGCCAAAGGUUUGAAGCACGAAAUCCGUAAACUUCUGCAUCAAAUGGACGACUUGAAUUCUGAAAAUGCGAUGCUGAGGGCACAGCUCGUCCGAUACAGAGAAGACCUGAACCAAGUCCUCUCCUUAAAAGACAACCAGUUGAAAAUUCUACUAAAAAAACAGCAAGAGACGAUAAAAACGCUGGAAAAUGACAAGAUGGCGUCUGAAAAGAAAGUGAGAAAUGCACGGUUGGAUUUGGAAAAGAAGCAGGAAGUGAAUGAAACUUUGAAUGAGGAAAUCUCCAAAUUAAAAAGUCAGAUUUUGAGAUUGGAGCAAGAUCGAAAAGAGAUUACGACGACAAACGAAGGGAAAGUGAUUUUUGAUUUGCAGAAUGCGGUCGUGGCAAAAGCAGCCGAGUGCAGUGACCUCCAACUCAAACUUAUAACGGAGAAAAACUCCUCAGAGGAAUUAAGAAGGAAAUGUACAAAUAUUGAGAACGAGACUGACGCAAAGUUAGCGGAAGCUGAAGAUAAGUACAACAGCGAACUGGAUAACUUUGAACGCGAAGUGAUUUUGAUGCGAAAUGAGAAGGAAACCUGGGACCAAAGGGCGGCCGAACUGGAAAAGGAAUCACUGGAUUUGCAACAACAACUUUCAGAAGCAAAAAAUGAAAGCAAAGACUUCAAAGAGAAAAAUGAAAGCCUGUGCAAAGCAAUGGCUGCGCUACAAAACGACCGAGACCGACUCAUUGAAGACUUCAAGGUCUUAAGAACCCGCUACGAAGAAGAGCUGAGAGAGUCGCAGACCAGCCUCAAGAAGAUGGAACGCAAAUUUACAGAUUCAACCUCGGAGUCGGCGGCUUUAGCAAAACGCAGAGACGUCCUUGCGCACAAACUCAAAGCGCUGGAGGGAAAAGACCAGAACGAGAUGAGCCGAUUGGUGGAUGAGCUCGGAAAAGCACUGUCCGACAAAGAGGGAGAAGUCACACGAGUCCGACUGGAGAACGAAUCGCACCUUCGCCAGUUGUCUGCGUUUUCCAAGUCCAUGGCCAGCCUUCAGAACGAUCGUGACCAGCUGAUGGAAGAGCUCUCCGGGGCUAGACAGAAGGUGGCGCCCCCCCCAGACCAAAGGAGGGAGUUACAGCUGGAAAGCAAGGAGCUGGGAGUCAAACAUCAGAUAAAUGAUGCAGAGCUGGGAGUCCACAUUUCUCGAGAGGAAAUGACUCCUUUGAGGUCAGAGCAGAAGAACCUGGACCUGUCUCCACCGAACACGGUGGAUGUGAGUUUCCUGGAGACAGAACGAGCUCGUCUGCAUCAGGACUUACAGCAGUGUGUGUUCGAGAUCCAGCGACGAGACCAGUACAUCCACCAGCUGGUCUUCAAGCUGCAGCAGUUGGAGCAGGACACCUCUCUCCGUCAGCAGCAGGGGGCGCUCUACCCUGAGGAGGCCCCUGGAGCUCCACAAGACAGGAGCAGAGAGGAGUCUAUACAGCUGUCAGAGAGGCUGCAGGAGCUGGAGCAGAGUCUGUGUGAGGAGAGAAUGAGACGAGAAGCAGCAGAGGAGAAACUGCUUCAGUCCGGUCCCAGAGAUUUCAGCAUUGACGUGGAUCCAGACGACGAGUGGGACGCAGUGAGCCUGGACCCCACUCAGCCUCUGCUCACCCGCAAGGUCCGUGGUUCCGCUCUCUCUUGUGCCCGUUGGCUCAGAGGUAGAAGUCUGUAUUUCUCGUCGUUGCUGCGAUCUCGAACCCGAGCUCCGUACGUCUUUAUGCUCUACCUGCUGUCACUGCACCUGCUGCUGCUGCUGCUGCUCAGCGGGGCCCUCUAG
Molecule: messenger RNA, 11112 nt
Organism: Knipowitschia caucasica
Lineage: Eukaryota; Metazoa; Chordata; Actinopteri; Gobiiformes; Gobiidae
Source: the annotation of a GenBank genome assembly